UCACCCACUAUUAUAUAAUUUCCAAAACUAACAAAAUUUACCAAAAAGAAAUUAAGGAUGAUGACAUCAAAUCUAGUUCUUCUUCAAAGAGUUUUGCUCAGUUUGUUUCUUUUAUCAGGCGUAAAAUUCUCCGAAUCUGCAAGAACUUUCACCAUAGUAAACAGCUGCAAAGAGACAAUUUGGCCGGGCGUUUUCCCCGGCGACAACUUCAACGGCGGCGGAUUUAUUCUAAAAUCAGGCCAAUCCAUGGUUUUCACAGCACCGGUUAGUUUUUCCGGCAGAAUUUGGGGAAGAACAGGAUGCAAUUUCGACAAAAACGGCAACGGUUCAUGCUUAACCGGUGAUUGCGGUCCAUCUCUCAAGUGUACGGGCACCGGAAAAACUCCAGCUUCCCUUGCCGAAUUUACCCUUGCUAAUCUUGAUUUUUACGAUGUUAGCCUUGUGGAUGGAUUCAAUGUCCCUAUAAGUGUUACCCCUUUAAAUGGUAAAGGGAAUUGCAGUGUUGCUGGUUGUAACGGAGAUUUAAGACAAAAUUGCCCUUCUGAACUUGCAGUUAAGAAUAAUGGAAAAGUAAUUGGAUGCAGAAGUGCUUGUGAUGUGUUUAAUACUGAUGAAUAUUGUUGUAGGGGUAAUUAUGGAAAUCCAUCAACUUGUCAACCUACUUUUUAUUCAAAAAAAUUCAAAGAAGAUUGUCCAACUGCUUAUAGUUAUGCCUAUGAUGAUCCAACUAGCAUUUUUACAUGCUCUGGCACUGAUUAUGUUGUUACCUUUUGCUCUUCAAGGAAGAAACCAGUAUGUACAUACCAUAAUCGCAAGCUCUUUUGCAGUGGAUCAAAGGGUUUAAGAUCAUUGAUAAGCAAUUUGUGGAUGAUAUUUCUUGGAUUAACCCUCAUAGCCAAUUGCAUGAUGAUCAUCUUUUAAUAUGUAUAAAGGGAAUUUAUUUUUUUUUAUCUGGAGAAAUUAUUCGGAUUUAUACUUUUUUUCCAUCAAAAACUAUUGUACUAUUGCAAAGUUCAUACUACUUUUUUAUUUUUAAUUUCUUGACAUAA
Molecule: messenger RNA, 1049 nt
Organism: Solanum pennellii
Lineage: Eukaryota; Viridiplantae; Streptophyta; Magnoliopsida; Solanales; Solanaceae
Product: pathogenesis-related protein 5
Exons: 3
Coding region: 58-921 (287 amino acids)
Biological process (GO): defense response
Cellular component (GO): extracellular region
Source: RefSeq, a predicted model, not a curated record